AGGCCCCGCCCCUAAGCCAUCAAAGUGCUCAAGGAAGGAGAGGACAGGUUCAGAAAGGGAAAAAGACGCGUGUCGGGCGGACGGAGCAGGCUGGCUUGCUGGGAAGAGGUCGGCUGGAAGGAAGGAUGUUCUCCUCGGCAAAGCCCUACGAGAACCAGCGUUACCAUGCCUUGAAGAAGGACUGCCAGCGGAGGAAAGUGCUCUUCGAGGACCCCUUGUUCCCCGCCAACGACGACUCGCUCUUCUACAAGUCGCGGAUUCAAGGGAUCCAGUGGAAGCGACCCAAGGACAUCUGUGAGGAUCCUCACCUCUUUGUGGAUGGAAUCAGCUGCCACGAUUUGCACCAAGGACAAGUGGGGAAUUGUUGGUUCGUGGCCGCCUGCUCCUCCUUGGCCUCCCGGGAGUCUCUGUGGCAAAAGGUCAUCCCAGAUUGGAAAGAGCAAGAGUGGUCUGCCGAGAAACCCGAGAACUAUGCCGGGAUUUUCCAUUUCCACUUCUGGCGCUUUGGGGAGUGGGUGGACGUGGUGAUUGACGACCGCCUGCCCACGCUCCACAACCAGCUCAUCUACUGCCAUUCCAACUCCAAGAAUGAGUUGUGGUGCGCGCUGGUGGAAAAGGCCUAUGCUAAGCUCUCCGGAUGUUACGAAGCCUUGGACGGAGGCAACACGGCCGAUGCCUUGGUGGAUUUCACUGGUGGGGUGUCGGAGCCCAUCGACCUCCUGGAAGGAGGCUACGCCAACGACGAAGCCAAGCGCAACCUCCUCUUUGAGCGGGUGCUCAAGGUCCACAACCGGGGAGGCCUCAUCAGCAGCUCCAUCAAAGCCACCUCGGCUGCGGACAUGGAGGCCCGCCUGGACUGUGGCUUGGUCAAGGGACACGCUUACGCCGUCACCGAUGUGAAGAAGGUCCGCUUGGGCCACGGCCUCCUGGCCUUUUUCAAGUCAGAGAAGCUCGAUAUGAUCCGGCUGAGGAAUCCCUGGGGGGAGCGGGAGUGGAACGGACCGUGGAGCGACACCUCUGAGGAAUGGCAGAAAGUCAGCAACAGUGAAAGAGAAAAGCUGGGAAUGACUGUGCAGGAUGACGGAGAAUUUUGGAUGGCGUUUGAUGACUUCUGCAAGUAUUUCACGGACAUCAUCAAGUGCCGCCUCAUCAACACGUCCUACCUGAGCAUCCACAAGACCUGGGAGGAGGCGGUCCUGCGGGGGGCAUGGGCGCGGCACGAAGACCCCCUGAAGAACCGGAGUGGAGGCUGCAUCAAUAAUCGGGACACCUUCCUGCAGAACCCCCAGUAUGUUUUUGAUGUGAAGAAAACAGAGGAUGAAGUGCUCAUUUGCAUCCAACAGAAGCCCAAACGAACGAGUCGGAAGGAAGGCAAGGGGGAGAAUUUGGCCAUUGGAUUUGACAUCUUCAAAGUGGAGCUGAAUCGGAUGUACCGGAUGCACACCUUGCAGCCCAAGGUGGCCAGCUCCAUCUACAUCAACUCCCGCAGCGUCUUCUUGAGGACGGACAUGAAGGAAGGCCGCUACGUCAUCAUCCCAACCACCUUUGAGCCGGGCCACGUGGCAGAGUUCCUUCUCAGGCAGUUCACAGACGUGCCUUCCGAUUGCCAGGAGUUGACCCUGGAUGAGCCUCCUCACACUUGCUGGAGCGGCAUGUGUGGCUAUCCACAGCUGGUGUCCCAAGUCCAUGUCAUCUCAGCUACUGGACUGAAGAACCAAGGCUCAGGAGAAGGAGUGGAUCCCUACGUGAUCAUAAAGUGCGAAGGGGAGAAGAUCCGUUCUCCGGUGGUGAAGAACACCACGUCCCCAGAAUUUGACGUGAAAGCCCUGUUCUACCGGAAGAAGCCGGGGCAGCCAGUCCUCAUCCAGGUCUGGAACCAUAACCUCAUAACAGACGAGUUUCUGGGCCAAGUCUCUCUGGUGGGAGAUCCCAAUGAGCUCCAUCCUUUGCACAUCAUCCAUCUCCAAGACAAGGGCGGCAAGCGAGCCAACGACCUCCCGGGUACCAUCCAGGUGCAGUUGCUCACCAGCAGCAUCCUGACCAACAUCUGAAAGACAAUUCCUUUUGUGCCAUUAUAUACAGGUGUACAUACAAUCUUAUGAUAGGCAGUGUAGGGUGUCAGAAAACUAUCUUUACAAUAUCAAUUGUAUAUAGAACUAAGGGUGUUUCCUAUACUGUAGAAUUAAUACAGUUUUGUCAGGGAAUCGUCACCCUAACUGAUUGAUGAGUCAGGUCUCAUCUUCUUCUCGUCAACCAAACCACUUAGACAGUGACAAAGUGGUACCGACAAACGACAGCUCAGUCGUAAAUUAUCUGCUGAUCCCAGCGGUUCUGAAGGCUUUAUUUACAAGUUAUUUACAAGUUAUCCUCUCGGCUUGCCGAGUCCGUUAUCAGUGCAAGCAAGCACCUCCCUGCAUUCCACAGUUCAUGACUAAUGUUCUGUCCACUGUCGGAAGUCUUGACCCAUUGGCCCUGCAGGCAAUCAAUCAGGACUGGCAUGUAAUUAACUCCUGGACUGCUGGAAUGCUUGCCAGAACACAUAUACACAUUCCAACAGCAACAAUUAAUUAAACAUUUCACACGAAAACAACAAAAACACUAACAAGUUUGACACCACUCUAACUGCUAUGGAAUCCUGGGAUUUGUCCUUUUGUGAGUCACCAGCACUCUUUGAGAGAGGAGGCUAAAGACCUUUUAAAAUUACAACUCUUAUUCUUCCAUCACAUUGAGUCGCAGCAUUUAAAGUGGUUUCAACCUGCAUUAACUCCACAGAGUAGAUACACCCUGGAAUUGUAAAGGUAAUUUCCAGACACCCUGUAUAUACAUAUACAU
This is a messenger RNA of Anolis carolinensis (green anole), 2832 nucleotides long. It is a transcript of the gene capn5, whose product is annotated as calpain 5. The record is from RefSeq and is a predicted model, not a curated record. Gene Ontology annotation, cellular component: cytoplasm. Gene Ontology annotation, molecular function: calcium-dependent cysteine-type endopeptidase activity. Lineage: Eukaryota; Metazoa; Chordata; Lepidosauria; Squamata; Anolidae. The transcript has 13 exons. Bases 126 to 2051 code for a protein of 641 amino acids. Gene Ontology annotation, biological process: proteolysis.